GUUUCCUCUCGUGCGAGUGAGCGGUAGUGCAGGGACAGUGUAGUACUUCAUCCGUGCUGAUUUAGUGUUUUAGCUAACUGCAGUGUUUAGCGUUAACAAAGGCCAGACAAUGGCAGACAAGAUGGAUAUGUCCUUAGACGACAUCAUCAAGCAAAACAGACAGCGCGGGGGUGGAGGCGGCCGCGGAGGGAGAGGAGGCCGCGGGGGGCGCGGAGCCACAACCGGCGGCGGCCGCGGAGGAGGUGGCGGCGCCAGCGGACGGCUCGGAAAUACAGGCGGAGGAUUUGGAGGCCGCGGCGGGGGUUCGGGCCCCAUGAGGAACCGCCAGAACCUGAGCCGCGGAAGAAGCAGACCGACACCGUACAGCAGGCCCAAGCAGCUCCCCGACAAGUGGCAGCAUGACCUGUUCGACAACGGCUACAGCUCCAAUGCUGGAGGAGGUGGUGGUGGUGGCGGCGGAGGAGCGGGCGUGGAGACCGGAGGAAAACUCCUCGUGUCCAAUCUCGACUUUGGCGUCUCCGAUGCAGACAUUCAGGAACUCUUUGCAGAAUUUGGCACUUUGAAGAAAGCAGCAGUACAUUACGAUCGCUCAGGACGCAGCCUCGGCACUGCGGAUGUUCACUUUGAGAGGAAAGCGGACGCCCUGAAAGCCAUGAAACAGUACAACGGUGUUCCCCUUGAUGGUCGGCCAAUGAACAUUCAGCUUGUAACAUCACAGAUUGACGCACAGAGGCGGACUCCGAUGCAAGGUCUAAAUCGUGGAGGUGGUGGCAUGAACAGAAACCGAGUCGGAGGUUUUGGCAUGCAGAAGGGUCGCGGAGGCCGAGGUGGAGGAUCCAGAGGUCGGGGACGAGGCGGUCGAGGAGGCGGCGGCGGCAGCAAGCAACAGCUCUCGGCGGAGGAGCUCGACGCCCAGCUAGACGCCUACAAUGCUAGGAUGGACACCAGCUAAAUCUCACCGCACCGAGCCGCAUUCCCCACUGUUACCACAUUGGAGGGUGGUCCUCAUCAUCAUCGUUGUUAUAGCUUUGAACAUGCCGGAUGUUUUACACUCGCGUCUUCAGAUUUAAAUUUGUGUAUCGAUCUUUCUCCUUUUAAAAUGCUGACGUGUUUUUUACCUACUUUGUUUUAUUUGUUUUUCCUUUCUUUUUGAGAAAAAAACCUGGUUGGACUGUAGGAUUUGGGGGAUGGAGUUCUCUCCACCCCGUCCCUGUGUAGAUCAUUGAAAUAAAACCUGCAGUGUUUAGUAAACCA
Danio rerio (zebrafish) is the source of this 1254-nucleotide messenger RNA. RefSeq names its product Aly/REF export factor (gene alyref). Lineage: Eukaryota; Metazoa; Chordata; Actinopteri; Cypriniformes; Danionidae. Gene Ontology annotation, molecular function: RNA binding; nucleic acid binding. The record is from RefSeq and is marked provisional. Gene Ontology annotation, cellular component: nucleus.